CCUCACCAGCUGCCUUCCCCUGCCGAUCGACCUCCCCCUUCAAUGCCUUGUCUUCUUCCCUACCGGCGCAGGACCCCAGGCCGCGACCAGCCAUGACCACCAAGAACCUCAAGCAGCAGCAGCAGCAGCACGUGCUGCCCAUGGUGGUGGCCGGCAUGGCCGCCGCCGCCACCCCGGCUUGCCCCGUCCGGACCAAGCUCCUGCUCUGCGCGGCCCUCGGCUUCGCGAUCGGCGUCGUGGCCACCGUCUCCCUCCUCUUGAGCUCCGCCUCCCCCUACACGGCCUCGCUCCACGCCCACGGGGGAACGCUCGCCGGGCUCUUCAUGCCGGCCUCCGCCGCCGCGAACGCCGUCCGGGACCGGCAGCAGGAGCCGCCCGCGGCGCCGCGCCCGCCACGGCCGGAGCAAGGGCCGCCGGCCGUCCCCGCAAUGAUCCGGCGGCCUCGGUCGUCGCCGGAGCCGCCGCCGGCGGCCACUAGCGCUACUACUGCCCCUCCGCCACCGACGCCGGCUGGCGUUGGCGGUGCCUCCCGCGGCAGCGGCAUCGGCAUCGGCGGCGGGGACGACGACGACAAGGAGCUGAUGGCCCUGGCGGCGUCGGCGCCGCGGGCGGUGCCGGCCGGCGCGGCGCCCAAGGUGGCGUUCCUGUUCCUGACGCGCUGGGACCUGCCCAUGGCGCCGCUGUGGGACAAGUUCUUCCACGGCCACCGCGGGCGCUACAACGUCUACGUGCACACCGACCCGGCCUUCAACGGCUCCGAGCCGCCGGAGACCUCCGCCUUCCACCGCCGGAGGAUCCCCAGCAAGGAGGUGAAAUGGGGCCGCGUCAGCAUGGUGGAGGCGGAGCGCCGGCUGCUGGCGCACGCGCUGCUGGACGACCCCUCCAACGCCCGCUUCGUCCUCCUGUCGGAGUCGCACGUCCCGCUCUUCGACUUCCCCACCGUCCACUCGUACCUCGUCAACUCCACCGAGGUGUUCCUCGAGUCCUACGACCAGCCCGGCGCGACGGGCCGCGGCCGCUACAACCGCCGCAUGAGCCCCGUCGUGACCGCGGCGCAGUGGCGCAAGGGCUCCCAGUGGUUCGACCUGGACCGGGGCCUCGCCACCGACGUCGUCGCCGACCGCGUCUACUUCCCGGUCUUCCGGCGCUUCUGCAGCCGGGGCUGCUACGCCGACGAGCACUACCUGCCGACGCUCCUCCACAUCCGGCGGCCGGCGGCGGCCGCCAACCGGAGCCUGACGUGGGUCGACUGGUCCCGCGGCGGCCCGCACCCAGCGCGGUUCCACAGGGUGCAGGUCACCGUCGACUUCCUCCGGUGGCUCAGGAGCGGCACCACGUGCACGUACAACGGCAGGACCACCGACGUCUGCUUCCUCUUCGCGAGGAAGUUUUUGCCCAACUCGCUCACCAGGUUCCUGAGAUUCGCGCCCAAGGUGAUGGGUUUUGGCUAAACCGAUGAGUGCAUGGGCGGUGCUCACAUUCUUUGAUUCAUGUGUUGUUCCGGCGGAUGUGCGAGUGUAAAGGGGGGAUGGAUUUCUUGUGAUUUUAAAUCUUCUUUUGUAAAGGCAAUUCUCUCGAAUACAAGAUAUGCAUGUCAUCAUUUAUUAUUAGGAUCCAUGAUGGUCAAACUUUUUAAUUUUGACCACCGAUGUUAAAAAAAAUCACUAAGAAUGAAAAUGUAAGACA
This is a messenger RNA of Panicum virgatum (switchgrass), 1686 nucleotides long. Its product is annotated as glycosyltransferase BC10-like. Gene Ontology annotation, cellular component: membrane. NCBI's taxonomy places the organism in Eukaryota, Viridiplantae, Streptophyta, Magnoliopsida, Poales, Poaceae. Bases 93 to 1451 code for a protein of 452 amino acids. Gene Ontology annotation, molecular function: glycosyltransferase activity. The transcript is spliced from 2 exons. The record is from RefSeq and is a predicted model, not a curated record.